AUGGCCUUCCAACAAGUCGCUUCUUGCAUAGCCAGCACCUCGCGAUCGGUCUUACGCACUUCUACCCGCAAACGAAUUCACCCAACAGGAGUAACCCGCAGCGCAAUAUUCCCCCUCUACCCGCACUACAGCACCCAAAGAAAAGACGUCUAUCCUGCCCAGGAGCUUCUCAAAACUAUCACUCCUUUGAACCCUUUCAAUUCCCCUAUGGAACAGGAACGGGACAAGGACGAAAAUGCUCUUCCUAGAAACGAAAAGAUCAAGUUUGAGAUGGUACAACUUAUCGACCGCGAAACCAGGACGUUAGGCCCUCUCCGACCGCUUGUGGACAUCCUCGCCGAAAUAAGGAAGGGCAAGGAAUUCGUACAGCUCGUCAGUCACGAGAGACCUCUGGUGAAGAUAAUAACGUUUGACGAGGACCGGCGUGCGGAGCGGACGCGGAAGACGCAGCAGAGGGCGGCGAGGGCGGCGGGCAGGUCGAAGGAGGUGCAGAUCUCCUGGCAGAGUGAAGCGGGCGAUCUCGCACACAAACUCGACAAGGUGCGCGAGGUGCUUGCAGAACACAACCGUGUGUCGGUCCUGUUGAGCGGAAGGCCCAAAACGCCCCCCCCAACUGACGAAAAGAGGGCAGAGAUGGAGAAAAAGGUGUACAAGGUUGCGGAGGCGAUGGGCGCUUUUGAGGUCGGCGAGCCUGAACGAGGUCGGAGGCACUCAAUCCUCAAUUUCCGACCUAAGACAUCGGCAGGGAGUGAAGAGGGGAAGUGA
Molecule: messenger RNA, 765 nt
Organism: Dacryopinax primogenitus
Lineage: Eukaryota; Fungi; Basidiomycota; Dacrymycetes; Dacrymycetales; Dacrymycetaceae
Exons: 1
Coding region: 1-765 (254 amino acids)
Biological process (GO): ribosome disassembly; mitochondrial translational initiation
Cellular component (GO): mitochondrion
Molecular function (GO): translation initiation factor activity; ribosome binding
Source: RefSeq, a predicted model, not a curated record